CUGUUCUUAAUGCUCCUGGCUGCAGUUCCAAAUCUAAGUGUUGACAUUGUCUCCAAUUCAUUAUAUGGAGAAGGAGAUCAAGUAAUGAUCAGAGAUGUCUUAGCAUUACCACCUAAAGAUUCAGUAAGGAUCCUGGUGAGCUUGGACUCUCUGUAAGGGACAUGACUCAUUUUCUUAUCAGUGAGAGCAUGAAUCACUUUUCCUAGUCUUCUUCAAGCUGGGUUCCUUGGACAUUGGUUUUUGCAACCUUCUCAGAGCCAGCAAGGUCAACCAAGUAUAGAUUUCCAGACUUAGAUGAAUGGUCAUCAAGGUUCAUUUGAGCUAUAUUCAUGAUGAAGAUAGAGUGAGAUCUAGAAGAUACAUCAUUCAUCAUUGUGCUCGCAAUAGUUCGGUUGGAGUUGCCAGUCUUCAUGAUUUCAUAGAUUUCGACUUCUGAUGCAAUGUAUUUCUCAGUAAGAUCUUGAACAUAAAUCCCUUUCUCUUUACUUUGCUUGAUCUGGAGAUUAACUUUAGACGGUUCAAGCAAAUCUUUUAUCUUCUCCAUAUAGAUUUCUGUCAUAGAUACUUUGAUGGUGUACUCAAUGUUGCCAUCAGUAGAAUUUAUCCUAUUGAAAAUGGUUCUGACCAUUCUUGGAACAAUUCCUUGUUGCUCAAGGUCUUCAAUAUCAGGCCCUUGCAUAGUAUGGGUUUUACCAGAGCCAGUUUGCCCAUAAGCAAAGACAGUUCCAUUGAAUCCUUGAAGGACACCCUCGAUAAUAGGCUUGGCAGCUGCUUCAUACACUUCCCUUUGUGAUACCUCAGAAUCAAAGACUUUAUCAAAGAAUCUCCAUCUUUAUCAAUCUCGCUCUGGCUCAGUGGUCUGAACCUACAGAUGACCUUGACAUUCCCAAUGGUCGCUUCUUUGUCAAGUUUUGAAGUUUCCUGAGUUUCUUUGGUUUCCAUAGUUUUCAACAAAUUUACUAAUUUUUCAAUAUUUUCAGUAUAA
Molecule: messenger RNA, 985 nt
Organism: Moneuplotes crassus
Lineage: Eukaryota; Ciliophora; Spirotrichea; Euplotida; Euplotidae
Source: the annotation of a GenBank genome assembly